This is a messenger RNA of Cavenderia fasciculata, 210 nucleotides long. RefSeq lists its product as uncharacterized. Bases 1 to 210 code for a protein of 69 amino acids. The transcript has 4 exons. The record is from RefSeq and is a predicted model, not a curated record. NCBI's taxonomy places the organism in Eukaryota, Evosea, Eumycetozoa, Acytosteliales, Cavenderiaceae.
AUGUAUGGUUGGUUGGUUGGUUGGUUGGUAGGUAGGGAUAGACAUGGUAAUACUGUCAACAACAACAACAACAACAACAACAACAACAACAACAACAACAACAAAACAGAAUUAUGCAAUCAUUUGAUAAAGAUUGUUGUUGUUCCAUCAAAAUUACUUGGUUCUUCUUACCUUUAUACAAAAACUAUCAGUACUUACUUUAUACGAUAA